Poecile atricapillus (Black-capped chickadee) is the source of this 1410-nucleotide messenger RNA. RefSeq names its product DDB1 and CUL4 associated factor 11 (gene DCAF11). Gene Ontology annotation, molecular function: protein binding. Gene Ontology annotation, biological process: proteasome-mediated ubiquitin-dependent protein catabolic process. Gene Ontology annotation, cellular component: Cul4-RING E3 ubiquitin ligase complex. The transcript has 13 exons. Lineage: Eukaryota; Metazoa; Chordata; Aves; Passeriformes; Paridae. The annotation marks the transcript as partial. The record is from RefSeq and is a predicted model, not a curated record.
UUCCGGAACUUUCCAGGGCCCGGCGGGGGGCGGCUCCGGGAGCCCCCCCCGGACUCCGAGGGCUCCGAGUCCGACCCGGAACCGGAACCGGAAGCGGAAGAGGAGGAGGAGGAAGAGGAAGGAGAUGGGGGAGGGGCCCAGGAGGAGCCCGCGGCCGCCCCUCCCCCACCCGGCCCCGCCCUCCAGGAGCUGCGGGCGGAGCUGGGGGGAGGGGCAGGGGCGGAGCCCAACCUGACCCGGCUGCUGCGGCAGCGCGAAUGGGGGCGGAGCUUCUCCCGGCAGGAGAGAUCCCAGCUGAGCUCCCACUUCCUGCCCAAUCACGAGGCGGCGCUGGAGCCCCACCCCCAGAAGGUUUUCUGCGGAAUCUUCUCGGAAUGCGGCCGGAAAUUCCUGACGGCCUCGCAGGACCACACCCUGCGUCUGUUCGAGGUGUCGGGGGAGGGGCUGCGGCUCCUCCGGGCCAGCAGGGGGCGCCAGGUGGGCUGGAGCAUCCUGGACGUGGCCUUCAGCCCCGACGGCCGGCAGGCGCUCUACUGCUCCUGGGCCUCGGCCGUUCACGUCUUUGACCUCGACGGCGACGGCGACGCCCACACGGCCCUGGAGCUCAGACCGGAAGAACGCCGCUUCGCCGUCUUCUCAUUGGCUGUCGGGCCGGACGGGCGGGACGUGGUGGGCGGGGCCAACGACGGCUGCCUCUACGUCUACGACCGGCAGGCGCAGGAGCGCGUCCUGAGGGUCCCCGCCCACGAGGACGACGUCAACGCGGUGGCCGUGGCCGACGCCUCGGGCCAGCUGCUGCUGUCGGGCGGCGACGACGGCGUGGCGCGGGCCUGGGACCGGCGCUGCCUGCCCGAGGGGCCGGCGGUCACUCUGGCCGGACACCGCGACGGGCUGACCUUCCUCCACGCCAGGGGGGACGGCCGUUACGUGGUCUCCAACUCCAAGGACCAGUCGGCCAAGCUCUGGGAUUUGCGGCGCCCCUCGGGCGCGGCGGCGCUGGCGGCGGCGCGGAGAGCGGUGGCGCGGCAGAGCUGGGACUACCGGUGGCAGAGAGCGCCCCGGAACGCCCGCCGGGCCACGCCCCUUCCGGGCGACGCGUCGCUGCUGACGUUCCGCGGUCACGUGGUGCUGCACACGCUCCUGCGCUGCCGCCUGGCCCCGCCCGGAUUCGCCCCCGCCCUGGCGGCCGGGAGCGCCGAGGGAGCCGUGCUGGUCUAUGACGUCACCAGUGGGCGGGCCCUGCGCCGCCUGACCAAUCACAGCGCCUGCGUGCGUGACGUCAGCUGGAGCCCCGAGGGGGCGUGGCUCGCCAGCGCUUCGUGGGACGGCACCGUCCGGCUCUGGGAUUAUCGCGACGACGACGACGACGACGACGACGGAGGGGGAGGGGGAGGGGGAAUCCGGGUGUGA